AUGUGUUGUCUUCCACGAGAAGAAGAACAAGAGCAACACUGCCAGAAGAGAAUGAAAGUAUUACAGCACAAUUUAAAUCAUUGUGAGCUGGCGCAUGAUCUGCUCACCCAAACGGUCAUAGAGAUGAAGAUAGAUCUGGCCAUUUUCGCUGAUCCCUACACCAGACUCAAGACGCAGGCUUGGGUGACAGACGCCACAGGUAAGGCUGCCAUCUGGUCAUGCAGAAAUCGGACCUUUGAGGACCAAGUCGACAGCACGCAAAGGUGGUUUAUCAGGGCCAAGCUUGGAAAUGUACACUUUUACAGCGUAUAUGCUCCUCCCAGUUUAGAUAUCAACGAGUUCACGGAUUUACUUGAUAGACUGGUCGAGGAUGUUAAAGAGCACUCCCCCUGCGUGAUAGCCGGGGACGUACCUGUAAAUGCCUGGGCAGUGGACUGGGGCAGUAAGAAAACCAAUACCAGAGGAACUGAGCUGCUACGGACGGUGUCCUGCUUGGACAUGGUUUUCCUCAACAGAGGGACCACGCCGACUUUCGAGACGGACAAUGGAAGCUCCAUCAUUGAUCUGACCAUAGCCAGCUCUAACAUCGUCAGAAGAGGGAACGACUGGACAGUCCACAACCUUUUCAACGAGAGCGACCAUCGGCUCAUCAGCUGGACGGUAACAAGAGAACCAGCAAAAAACAGAUCUCCGCACAAAACGACGAACCUCCGAGGAUGGAAUGCCAAUAAAUUUGACGCAGAACUAUUCCAAGAAGCAUUCAAUAGUGAACCCAUUGUCGCUAACAGCGCACAUGAAGAAACAGAAGAAGUAAUGCGCAGAGUUGCCCUUGCCUGCGACGCCACGAUGACGCGAAAACGGCCAAAAAACGAACACCCUCCGAUGUACUGGUGGAAUAGCGACACUGCCAAAAGUCGCCAAGAAACCGUUCAGGCAAGAAGAAAAGCCACGCGAGCUAGGAAAAAGCCAAACUAUAGAGAACUGAAGGAGUCUCAUAGAGCGGCGCGACUAAAGCUAACGAAAGCGAUCAAAAGCAGCAAGGCACAUUGCUGGAAUGAACUGCUUGAAGAGGUUUACUGUGACCCAUGGGGCAGACCAUAUAAGGUGGUGUUGAAAAAGGUGAAAAUUCAGCCACAGUCCUCACCCACUUGCUUGGACUUGCUGGAUAGGAUUGUCACAAAUCUUUUCCCACACACAACACCCGUGACCUCAGCUCAGAGCAGCCGAUACCGCUGA
Homalodisca vitripennis (glassy-winged sharpshooter) is the source of this 1236-nucleotide messenger RNA. RefSeq lists its product as uncharacterized. Gene Ontology annotation, molecular function: catalytic activity. The record is from RefSeq and is a predicted model, not a curated record. Bases 1 to 1236 code for a protein of 411 amino acids. NCBI's taxonomy places the organism in Eukaryota, Metazoa, Arthropoda, Insecta, Hemiptera, Cicadellidae. The transcript has a single exon.